CAGUUUUCUUCAGUUUCCGUAUCCGAAAACGUAUUUUUCUAAGCUGUCAGUUAAUUUUUAUUAUAUAAAAUUCAUAAAAUAUUUGUUUUCAUCAAAUUGAGGAGUAUAAGCGUAUCAAUUGACCCUAAAAGUAAAAUAAUACAAAUAUGUCUGUCGAUAUUAACGCUAUUGGAUCGCAUAAGAUAAGAAGUGUUCCAGGAGGAGAGCAAGUGGAACUAAAGACCUUCUGGCAAGAUCAGGAUGCUGUGGUCAUCUUCUUCCGGCGCUGGGGCUGUAUGCUGUGUAGACUAUGGGCUAAGGAGUUGAGCGAGAUUGCACCAGUUUUGAAGAAAAACAACAUAAAACUGGUGGGAAUUGGUGUUGAAAAUGCUGGUUCUAAGGAUUUUAUGGAGGGAAAAUAUUUUGAUGGCGAGUUAUAUCAUGUGGAAGAUAUCUCAACAUACAAUACUUUGGGCUUUAAAAGAUUCAACGUCGUGUCAAUUAUAACAUCCUUAUUCUGGAAACAAUCCAGGGAAGCGAUUGCGAAAGGAAGGGGAAUGGGUCUAGGUGGAGAUUACAAAGGUGAUUGGGUGCAAACGGGGGGCGCGUUGUUAGUUGGAAAGGGCGGGAAUGUCCGCCAUUUUGUGCAGACGGGACCGGGGGAUCAUUUGGAUAAUAAGGAGAUAUUGAAGCAUUUCAAUUUAGAAGCAGAAUACAAAGAAGAGACGAUGGCAAAUAAAGUCCGUGAUAAUAUUGAAUGUAAUACAGAAGCAACGUGAUAAGCCAAGUAUCAAGAAUUUCCUUCCAUUUGAGCCGAUUCAUGUAAUUUGGUGCUCAAGAAGAUGUAAGCAAACUAAAGUCUAGUGGUGUAAGGUUCAAAAUCGCAUGCUUUUUGGGGCAGGGUAUAAUUUUUAAAAUAUAAUGUACAUAUUAUUGUGAUAUACGUUUAUUAAUGUUUUAUUUUCUGAAAUUAUAAGUCUUUUUUAA
Messenger RNA from Papilio polytes (common Mormon), 966 nucleotides. Its product is annotated as prostamide/prostaglandin F synthase-like. NCBI's taxonomy places the organism in Eukaryota, Metazoa, Arthropoda, Insecta, Lepidoptera, Papilionidae. The transcript is spliced from 7 exons. The record is from RefSeq and is a predicted model, not a curated record. The coding region runs from base 147 to 758 and encodes 203 amino acids.